This is a messenger RNA of Cuscuta epithymum, 3002 nucleotides long. The record is from the annotation of a GenBank genome assembly. NCBI's taxonomy places the organism in Eukaryota, Viridiplantae, Streptophyta, Magnoliopsida, Solanales, Convolvulaceae.
UUUUUAUUUGUGUCAUAUGAUUAAACCUACUUAUGUUUUAGGUUUCUCGCAAUCUGCAACAAACAAGCAAUCAAAUUCACGCAAGAAAAAGAGAAAAAGAAAGAGGGAGCAUACACUCAGCGGAGCCGCUGCAUUGGUCCUAGAGGAGAAGAGACGCAUGUCGAAGUGGUAAGUGGAAACGAGAUGAAAGAAGGUAUGGUGUGUCGUUUGCUCAGCUCUCUCUAUGAGCUCCGGGAUAUGGUUUUCCUAAAUACUGGAUAGUGGAUACUCCGGUUUCAUUCUUCUCAAAGAUUCUGACAUGGUAAAGUAGCCCUAGUUGGGAAAAACUCCAUUACAACACAAAGCCCCAACUCUCAAGUUGACCGUUGGGAUCAAAGCCCCAAUCUUAUUGACUGUUGGGAAGACGGCUUUUAAGCGAUGUUGAGGAGAUGGCGGUGGGGAGACGGCUUUCCUCCUUCACAACCACAGCUUCCAGCGUUGGGAAUCUGCUCCUCGUUGCGUCCAUCGCCAAAGCCUUAGCAGAGCCCGGAGGAUCGCGAAACCUCGACUCAAUCGGAAUUAACUCCUCCACCCCUCUUUCCCAAGAUCUCGUCCUCCGAGUCCUCCGCCGCAACUCCCUCCACGCAUCCAGGAAGCUCGAUUUCUUCCGAUGGUGCUCUCUCCUCCCCGAGUUCAAGCAUUCCGCCGCCACGUACUCCCAGAUUUUCAAAACCAUUUGGACUUGCCGCGCCUACGACCAGGAGAUUCCCGGCCUUCUCGACUCCAUGAGGCACGACGGCGCAGAGCUCGACUCCCCUACCUUCAAGCUGCUCCUCGACUCAUUCAUCCGAGCUGGUAAGUACGACACCGCGCUCGAAAUUUUGGAUCUAGUAGAAAGCAAUUUUUCAGAUGACAUUGUUCGCAAUCGCUUGAGCAAUGUUGCUUAUAACUCCGUUGUGGUUGCACUUGUCCGGAAGAAUCAGCUCAGCACGGCCUUAUCCAUGUUCCUGAAACUAUUAGACUCUAAGAACACCGGAAACAAUGAUAGUAAGAAUGGCGAUUUCAUAGAAGACCCUUUUUCCUGUAAUGAGCUGCUUGUUGGCCUCAAGAGGGCUGGUAUGAGAGCUGAGUUCAAACAUAUCUUUGAUAAGCUCAGAGAAAGGAGGCAUCCUUAUCCAUUAGACAGGUGUGGCUAUAAUAUAUGCAUUCAUACUUUCGGUCUAUGGGGAAAUUUGGACAUUUCUCUACUAUUGUUUAAAGAAAUGAAGGAGAGGGGUGAUGCCUUUACUCCAGACCUCUGCACUUAUAACAGCCUCAUUCAAACUCUAUGCUUUCUUGGGAAGGUGAAUGAUGCUCUCAUCGUCUGGGAGGAACUGAAGAGUUCUUCAGGUCUGGAACCCGAUUACUACACUUACCGCAUUCUGAUUCAUGGCUGCUCAAAGUCAUAUCGAGUAAACGAUGCCAUGAGAAUAUUCAAUGAGAUGAAGUAUAACGGCCUGCGAGCAGAUACCUUUGUUUAUAACUCUCUAUUGAGCGGAUUACUGAAAUCUAGGAAGCUAACAGAUGCAUGCAAUCUGUUUGAUAAAAUGGUUGAAGAUGAUGGUAUUCGGGCCAGUUGCUGGACCUAUAACAUUCUCAUUGAUGGUUUGUUUAAGAAUGGAAGGGAUGUGGCGGCUUAUACACUCUUCUCUGAUUUGAAAAAGAAGAGUAACAAUUUUGUGGACGGGAUAAGUUAUAGCAUUGUGAUUUUGCAUCUCUGCAAGGACGGUAUGUCUGAGAAAGCAAUGGAGUUGAUGAAUGAGAUGGGAGGCAGAGGAUUUACUAUCGACUUGGUCACUAUCACUUCACUAUUAAUUGCAAUCUACCGUGAGGGGCACUGGGACUGGAUUGAUAGGCUUUUAAAGCAUAUUAAGGAUAGGAAUUUAGUUCCCAUUGUCUUAACGUGGAAAGCAUCCAUGGAGGCGAUGCUAGAAGCUAGACAAAGCAAAGAAAAAGACUUCACACGAAUGUUUCCAUAUGAUGGCGACUUGACCGAUGUUUUAAGCGGCAUUGUCGGAGGCUUAGGUACAGUAGAGAGAGGGGCUUACACUGGUGAUGAUAAAAUUGAUCCUUGGUCGUCGUCCCCAUAUGUGGAUUUUCUAGCUAGCCAAACGAUCCCUAACAUUCUCUCUCCACAUUUGUUCACACUUUCCAGAGGAAAACGUGUCGCUGACAAGGAUCCAAAUUCAUUUGAUAUGGACAUGGUGAAUACCUUCUUAUCCAUAUUCCUAGCUAAGGGUAAAUUGAGUUUGGCCUGCAAAUUACUUGAGAUUUUCACAGAUGUGGGGGGUAUGGAUGCCGUGAGCUACACCUAUAACUCCAUGAUGAGUUCAUUCGUCAAGAAGGGGUACUUCAAUGAGGCGUGGGGUGUUUUGCUUCAAAUGAGAGAAAAGGUCUGCCCAGAGGAUAUAGCAACAUAUAAUGUUAUAAUUCAAGGUCUUGGAAAGAUGGGAAGGGCAGAUCUGGCAAGUGAUAUUCUUGAUAGACUGAUGAAUAAGGGUGGUGGUUACCUUGACAAUGUGAUGUAUAACACAUUGAUUAAUGUGUUUGGGAAAGCGGGCAGAAUUGAGGAAGCAAAUCGGCUUUUCCAACAGAUGAAAAGUGUGGGGAUAAAUCCUGACGUUGUGACUUAUAAUACACUUAUUGAAGUUCACAGCAAGGCUGGGAGGCUGAAGAAAGCUUAUGAUUUUUUGAAGAUUAUGUUGGAUGCUGGGUGUGUCCCAAACAAUGUGACUGACAAAAUUCUAGAUUCCCUCGAGGAGGAGAUUGAGAAUGUGAGAUACCAAAAGGCAUCAAUAAAAAGCCCUAAUGUAAAUGGUUAGCUUCCUUAUGAAUAAGUUUUUUUUGCACAUCUACAGUUGACUGUGUGUACACUGGGACAAUUUUGGUACAAGUCCGUCAUUCACUCUUCCGAGUCCAUCUUUCCAUGCAACUUUAUUUUGGCAAAAUGUCUUCAAGCCCCUAAACAAUAAAUUAACACCCCA